UGACAGGUGAGUUUAAAUGAUCAAUAAAUAAAUACUUUCAAUGAAAUGGGGCAGUGGCUGUAAAACUUUAACUAGGCCAAUUAACUGGUCGACAUUUGAAGAAUAUCCAUUAAAUGUACCCUGACAAAGAACAAACUAAGCAAAUAAUAAUAAUAAUAAUAAUAUUUAAUCAGAUUGAAUCGUUUUAAUGAUGAUGAAUAAUAAUGUAAUCAUUAAUACAUUUAUUUUUUCACAGCAUAAAAUUAAUUUUCACAAAUAACUAGGGCUUUGUGAAAAGUAACAAGAACAUAUUUUAGGUUUAGUAAUUAGUUAUUUACAGUGGCUUUGCUUUGGUAACACCAAAACACUUUCUAAGUAUUGACGUAAAAGUGAAACAGCAUCUUUGACUGCUUUAGGUGUUCAAUUUCUUAAAGGCUGGUGACCUGUAUCCUCCCACUUUAAGAUGUAUGUUUAGCUAGUACAUAAAAAGAAAGAAAGAAAGAAAAACAAGCUGCGUCCAGAGUAAAGUGAUCCGGCACGAUCAGAUUUGAUCCUCUUCCGUUACCCCUGGAGCAUGAGGUGCAAUUUGAGAAUCUGCAUGUCUCGGCAUUGCUCCUCAAUACACACCUGCUCUUAAUUAUUAAUGUUGCAAACUUCCUCUUUAAUUCGCCUGCGUAAGCUUCGCCCCCCCCCCCCUCCAAAAUCUGAUAUUCCAAUUUUGUGUGCUGCACUUUUGAUGAACAAAGCAUAUCUUUGGACACAUUUCUGUACUAACAAAAAAAAAAAAUGUAGUAAUAACAACAGUAUACUAAAGACGUGUUUAUGUGUUCCAGAUCAAAGGAUCAAACUGCCAAAAUGCCCAAAUGCUGCCCCUCGGCUACCUCUUCCAUCUUACCUGCACAGGUCCAGACCCCGAAGGCCUCCCCCAGACUUUGGGCCUCCAGAAAGCCCGGUGUAUCACUGGGAGGAAGCAGUAGUUCCCAGGGCUAGCGGCUACCAUGCCAGACACGCAGAAUCAAGCCCAGUGCGCCCACGAAUCGUGACCGUGGUGCGGCCGUGCGGACAGGAGAGCAUGCGGAAGAUCUCACUGCUGUUAAACCGCCGCGCAGUUCAGACAUUCGAGCAACUGAUGGCAGAUGUGUCCGAGGCGCUUGGCUUCCCCUGCUGGAACAACGCUCGAAUACGACGACUCUUUAGCCCUGCUGGGCGAGAAAUCCACAGCCUAGCUGACUUCUUCCGCUUCGACCAUGCCUUCUUGGCCUUUGGGAACAGCCGACCGACUCUUGACGAGGUACAUGCAGCACUAGAUGAGUUGUAUCCAGAAAACCCCAGCCAUUGCGAACACCUGCUGAGAGUAUGGGAGCGUAUCCUGAGACCCAAGGCCACAAAGGCGGAUAGUGGUUUCCAUGAUGAUGACGCCGGAGCCAUGAUUUCCAUACCUACGGUACAUGAUCAACAGGUAAACCAACCGGUUGUCAACAACUUGCAGCCUGUUGGAAGGCAAAAAGAUAAGGUGAGGAGAGAAAAGCAGAGAGAACUGUGGAGGAGGAGAGGAGACCUGCAGAAAGAAGAUGACAAGGAGAUAAAGAAGGAGGAAGGAAAGAGAGAAGCUAUUUACUGCCGAAGCUAUCGAGGAUGUGGCCCACCUAUACCUCCAAUCAGAAGCAGUCAAUGUUCUCAACCAGACAGGCCAAGUAACCACAGUAAUAAAAGUACUUCAUCUCAGAAUAAUAUGGAAAAAACACAACAAAGAUCACUGAAAGCGGACAGGCAUGUUGCCAAUACAAAGUCAAGGCCAGCUGUUCCUCAAAACCGGGAUAAAGAUCUCAAUUUGGAGACAAUAACGGAGCAGGACAUUAUUAAGCAGGAAACAGUUGAACAGAAAGACUUACAGAGUCACAUACUGGCUGAUGGGGCCAAAGUGUCUCUGGAGGACAUUGAGCGCUGCUAUGAUAUGGGCCGUGUGGUAGGAGACGGGAACUUUGCGGUGGUCAGGGAGUGCCGUGUGAGAGGCCUGGCUGAAACGUUCGCUAUGAAGAUUGUGGACAACACAAAGCUGCAGGGACGCGGCCACAUGAUUCAGAAUGAGAUCGCUCUGCUGCGUAGUCUGGAACAUCCUCGCCUCAUACAGCUGUUUCGUUCUCAUCACACGGACACCCAUGUUUACCUGCUGAUGGAGCUGGUGACCGGUGGAGACCUGUUUGAUGCUAUCACUCAGAACGGCAGGUUUACUGAGCCAAGUGCUGCAUGCAUGAUCAGAGACAUCAGUCAGGCUCUGGAAUACAUCCACAGCAAGAGCAUCGCACACAGAGACAUCAAACCUGAAAACCUACUGGUACAGCGUGAUGGCAAUGGAUGCUUGAAUCUAAAGUUGGCUGAUUUUGGAUUAGCCAUGGUGGUAACGGAGCCAGUGUUCACAGUCUGUGGCACACCUACAUAUGUUGCUCCAGAGAUACUUGCUGAGACAGGUUACGGUGUUGGAGUAGACGUUUGGGCGAUGGGUGUCAUACUGUUUGUCCUGCUGAGCGGGUUUCCUCCAUUCCGCAGUCCAGAUCGUAAUCAAGAGGAACUAUUCCGUCUCAUCCAGAAAGGAGAAGUCCACUUUCUGUCCCCGUACUGGGAUAAUGCAUCUGAGGGGGCUAAAGCUCUAGUCAGAGGUUUGCUGGAGGUCAACCCGAAAAGGCGUUUGACAGCUAGUCAAACCCUGCAGCACGACUGGCUUCAGCACGCAACAGCACCAAAAGAGCAUAAGGGGGCGAUAAAAGCCACUGACUCCACAGCUGAGAGGCGCAACCAGCAGAAACUGAGCAGACAGGUGGAAAGUGGUGAAAAUAAGAGUGAUUCUAGCAAACCAGAAUCGUUGGCAGAGAAAUGUCAUGCAGCACAGAUUUACGAGAACAUACUAAAUAAUAAUAAUUAUGAACCAGAUAUUAACAUGUAUGAAAGAGACCAGCAAAUUCAAGAGAUUGAUAAUAUGACAAGCAAUCAACAAAAUGCAUGCCAUGCAGAAGACACCACCACCACAAACAAGCAAUAUACCACGGAUCAGCAUAAACCUGAGAAACCAGCACAGCAAGAAGAUAUUGACACAAAACAAGAGUGACCUGCUGAGAAACGAGCUAGUUAUGGACAGUGAAGACUGAAGAAGCCAGCAAAAACAAGUAAACUAGUAGAAACCAAUGAUGUAUGAAAAGACUAAGAGUCAGAACUAAACAAGCCAUGUGAAACAUAAGGAACACCUGAGAAAAAAUAUAACUAACAAACAAUAUACUCCGUAGUAAACAACAUCUUUCUCAUACUCUCAAACCUAUACUCUUAGCACUGAUUCUGACUGAGAAUUCACUUUUUAAAUCUGCACUGAUCUCCUCAUUUCUGCACUCAUUAUGGAGGAAAAUCUGCUGAAUUAGUGUAAAUAUGGUUAAAUGUUUUCAAAGGCGCUCACAGUGCACUCUUCUUUGCAGCUUAAGGUAUAAUUCAAUAUUUAAAAAACAAAUUCUGUAUAAAUUCUGUGUGUGCUUGCAGAUCACUAAUGAAAUGUGAUAUCAAAGUAACUAUUAUUAAGAGAUAUUAUUUACUGACUAGAGGCAGAAGGACAAUUGAUGUUGUAAUGUUGUUUUAGUAUGUAAAAGCCUCAGAUUAACCUAUCUUUAUCUGUGUUAUUUUAAAAGAAAGACAUUUCAAGAACUAAUUUAGUUUUUUAAUAUGUAUCGGUCAAGCUUGGCCUCUGCCAAUGUUUGUGGGAAUGUUAGUUGGUUAGACUAGCUAGUAAUAAUCUAAAAUUAUUUAGUAUUAUUUGCCUUUGCAUGUCUCAUGUCAUGCAUUUAUAUUGCACAUCUUUAAAUUUGUUCAGUCUUUUUAACCCCCCCCCCCCCCUUUUUUUUUUGGUUAAAAUUGUUUUGCAAAUCUUUUUGAAACAUUAUGAUUACUGUGUUAAUGUUAAAUGUUUUAAACUGUAGGUUCAGACAAUUAAAGUUUAUUAGCUGUUCGGUCAAAAGAUUCUAAACAUUGUUGAGUAAAAUAAUGUUUUUUUUUAUGAUAAAAAUGUUUAUUUUCUUACUUCUGUUCAUCUUUUAACACUUACAAUUUCUGAGAUAUCAAGUUGUUCAGAGUAAUUAUUAAUGAAUAAAGCCUUUGUCCUUGUCAGGUGACUUCAGUCUUUCAACCUUCAUGGUGGCGUGUCUCAAAACAAGCCCAAAGUUGUAAAAUUAGCUAUUUUAAGUGUACUACAGUUGUACUGUGCAAAUAAAAAAAAUAUUAAUCUCAGCUUCAUUACUAAUACCUUAUGUAUUACAAAGCUGUAUGGGUAUUAAAAGUCAAACUUUUUAGUAUCCGGUCCAGUGAUCAGGAAGAAGCAUACACACACACACACACACACACUCCCAUCCCCCCAGUGAAACACACAGCUCAUUCAGACUGGGCAGUUAAGACUGACAGCUGUCUUGACCAAACUAGUCCAUCAUAGAACUCGACAUUUGAUUGGCUGAGGCCGUUCCCCCCUCCCCCCGGGGCUAGUUCUAGUUUGGGGUCAAAGUAAAAUUAAUAAAGAAAUAAAAAUAAAUUAAAAUACCACACUUUACAUUUUUCAAACCUACAUACCAGAUCAAAUAAUUUAUUCGGGUCUUGCAUUCAAUAUUUUGUCAAGUACGAUCAUUCUGAACGAUGACCCACGAUGACGUUGCCAUUUUGUCGCAUAUGAGGGGUGUUAGGGAAUUUUGACCAAGGUAUGAAUAUGUUUUGUCAUCUAUUAGUCUUACUUUAAUAUAUAACCACCAUGGCAAUAAUACGAAUAACUAGCAUAGUAAAAUUGCAAA
Molecule: messenger RNA, 4790 nt
Organism: Carassius gibelio (silver crucian carp)
Lineage: Eukaryota; Metazoa; Chordata; Actinopteri; Cypriniformes; Cyprinidae
Gene: dclk3
Product: doublecortin-like kinase 3
Exons: 4
Coding region: 623-3082 (819 amino acids)
Biological process (GO): protein phosphorylation; intracellular signal transduction
Molecular function (GO): ATP binding; protein kinase activity
Source: RefSeq, a predicted model, not a curated record